Molecule: messenger RNA, 2180 nt
Organism: Myripristis murdjan (pinecone soldierfish)
Lineage: Eukaryota; Metazoa; Chordata; Actinopteri; Holocentriformes; Holocentridae
Gene: ntmt1
Product: N-terminal Xaa-Pro-Lys N-methyltransferase 1
Exons: 5
Coding region: 190-861 (223 amino acids)
Biological process (GO): N-terminal protein amino acid methylation
Cellular component (GO): cytoplasm
Molecular function (GO): N-terminal protein N-methyltransferase activity
Source: RefSeq, a predicted model, not a curated record
GGUACCAAAUAAGGAAAUGACGUCCUCCAUGUGCAGAGAUGGUCGCAAAUAGGAAACCGAAGCUGAGAGACACUUGAUUUAUGAGAGCACAGACCAACUGUGGGAUUUGGUGCUGUGACAAAACGAGGUGCUGGUUCUUAGCCCAGCUGUUGUGGGACCCUGUCCACCUCUUGAGGAAAGCAACCAGGAAUGAUGAGUGACAUAGCAGAGGACGAGACCAGCUUCUAUUCCAAUGCAGAGGACUACUGGAGGGACGUCUCCCCCACUGUGGACGGCAUGCUGGGAGGCUACGGCAGCAUCUCCAGCAUCGACCUCAACGGAUCCAAGGCUUUUCUGCAGAAGUUCCUCGGUGAGGGUGAGGGGAAGACAGGCACAGGCUGUGCUCUAGACUGUGGAGCCGGUAUUGGGCGGAUCUCCAAGCGUUUGCUGCUGCCUCUCUUUCACACGGUGGACCUGGUUGAUGUGACGCAGGAAUUCCUGGACAAAGCCAAGACCUACCUGGGCCAGGAUGGCCAACGAGUAGGCAACUACUUCUGCUGCGGCCUGCAGGACUUUGCACCAGAGAAAGGACGCUACGAUGUCAUCUGGAUCCAGUGGGUCAUUGGCCACCUGACAGACAGCCACCUGGUGGAGUUCCUGCGACGCUGUCAAAGCGCCCUGCGGCCCAACGGCCUCAUCAUCAUCAAGGACAAUGUGGCGUAUGAGGGCGUGGUCCCAGACGAGGUGGACAGCAGUGUGUGUCGCGAGCUGGGCAUAGUUCGCAAACUCGUAGGCCAGGCAGGUCUGCGCAUCAUCCACGAGGAGCAACAGAUGAACUUCCCAAAGGAGAUCUACCAAGUCCACACGCUGGCCCUCAGAUAGAGAGAAGAGGAGGCCGCAAAGGGAGUGAAGGAGGAGGGGUAGAGGAAACAGGAAUACUGGAUGCUGUACCGAUACUUAAAUAAACUUGGGUGGGCAAACUCAUGUUUUUUCUGAAUCGGUCUCCGUUAUCACACAUCAGGAGGGACAUGUGAACUCUGAAAUUUCUUCACACUCAGGACAACUUGCUUACUAACUGAGUCACGGUUGAGUAACCAGCCACAUCACCUGCAUCAGCUGCAGAUUUUAAGUUGUUAGAGUAUAUUUUACAUGACUGCUUUCCUCCUAACAAGCACAAUUUGUGGAAAGACGAAUUCUGACUGUACAUACCCGGGUUGCCAGGUUACCAUCAGUAAAAACAUCCCCAUUGUUUUCCACAUGACGGGGGUCAUCACCAUCGUGGGCAACGUCAGAUGAUGUUUCUCCAAAGAGACUGUUUUUGCCGUAAUAACAUCUGGACUGGUCUCAUGCUGCCUUCCUCUAGGAGCAGGAAAUGUCCGUUUUAUGGGAUGUAGUUUGAUUUUGGCAAGAAGUCAAAACUCUUCUGGUUAGCUAUGGUUUUAUUGUAUUUAUUUUCCAAUUACAUGGCAGUGAUGUUUCUGAAUUUGAAAUGUUUCCUCUUCCUCUUUCUGCUUUCUACUUCUUGUUCUUCAAUUCCAGUCCUCUUUUUAGAAAAUGGGUGGGUUUCUCUCUGCGGGCAGUCGCCAGAGAGGUUCUUUUACGAUGACACUCUGCUGACACUCCCCUCAUCCCCGCCCCAAAUGGAAAGGUCAUGGGGUUACAAAAACUGAUAGGUUUCUUCCUCUAGUGUUCAUGAAUGUACACAGCACAUUUGAAAUAAGUUAUCGUGUCUGUAGUCAGAAUAUGUAAUGGUGAAACAGCAAUACUCCCAACAUGAUCUUUUAUCUUUCUUGUUUUAUUUAGAGCCCAAAAUCAUUGUUUACCUUCUCUUUACAGGUCCACAAGUUUACAAAAAACAAAACAAAACAGGACACCACCUUCUGACAUUAUCUUGUAAUCGUGGGGAAGAACAAAUGUCUCUAAAUGUGUUCCUCACUUCAACCCAACCAGUGCGGUUUCACUUACUGAAUAUAUGUAACAGCACAACUUUUGAAUGAAAGUGGACAUGACUGAAUACCAGUGCCAGCUAUUUUGUAUAAACUGAGUGACAUAAUCCCAAACUGUUAAUACUGACUAAAUGCUUGACUGUCCUGUCAAGAAACAUGUUUUUGCCAGGUUGCUGGAGGAAAUGUCAACUGUUUUGCUAAACAAAAAUCUACAGCAUGGCUGUUGGAAUAUAAAAGGCCAUAUUUUGGAUAAGA